AUGGAAGACGAAAGACUCUCCGAAUCUAGCUCCAAUAUACCGUUGCCGAUCGCUACGCCGCCUUUGGAAGGACGUGAUUUAAAAUACAUAGACCCGUUGACUUUAGUACACGAUGAUGAUCGUGAGAGUGAAACUACUAUACAAAGUACAAAAGCGAUUCAAAAUAUUGGCCAUCCGUCUAGAAAUAGGUCAUCUGGUAAGGCUGCUAUAGCAAAUACUUACCACCAAGAGAAAUCGCUAUCAAAUUAUGAAUCCAGUCAAUAUGAAAGUUCUAGAGCGGAAUCAGACGACACAUUAUCAAAGGAGGGAGAAUCUAAUCAUGCAGAUCGUGCCCCUUCGAGAUCUCAAUCCAUAACGCCUACGUCUGAAGAUCCGCAAAUUGAUUUUGAUGCUUAUGGUGAAAAUACUUCUUUAAUCAACGAACAAAUAUCAAAGUUUUGGAUGAGCUUUGUUCCUGGAAGUACAAGACCUCGUCAAAAAACACAAAACUAUUCAUUCGAAAUGAUAGUUGCAGCUAAAGCAGAAGAUCAUUACGACAGAGCUCAAGUACUAUUGGAUGAAGGCAUUCCUGGAGCGGCAAUUGUUCUAUUAAAUAAAUCUAUUAUGUUGCAUCCCAGUUGUUGUAAAUAUUAUCGACUCCGAGGAAGUGCUUACAUGGAGAUCUGUGAUUUUAAGUCUGCUGUUGCAAAUUACAAGAAAGUAUGUGCGAUGGAACCAGAUGAUAAAAAUAGUUGGGAUCGUUUAGCUCUGAUGCACUACUUCCUUGGUCAGAGCCUCUUUGAUUGUAAAUUGCAUGCUGAAGCUCUAGAAGCGUUCACACGGGCUGCUGAAAUUUGUCCACAGAUCGAAAGCUACCAUACAAGAACAUUAGCAACUCUAGCUGCGUUGAACCGACACAGUGAAUGCUUGGCACUAAUCAACAAUAGGAUGGAAGUGAACAACGAUAACCCAGACUUAUUCAUCAUGCGUGCUAGAAUACACGAUAUGUUUCGAAAUACUUCGUUGUGUUAUUACGACGUUGCAAGCGCGCUGGAACUUGAUCCGGAUCAUGAAGAAGCAAACAAAAUGAUGCGAAAUAUUCAAUUUAGAGCCAAUGAUUUGAAAAAAAGGGCAGUCGAAUUUAAGCUCGCUGGUAAAGAUAAAGAAUCAUUAGAUAAAAUUAACAGUGCUAUCGAAACAUUUCCUGCAUCCGCUGAUUUUCAUCUAUUCUCUGGAGCCUUGCAUCGGAAUCGUAAAGAUUUCAAUUCUGCCAUAGAUGAAUAUAUUUUAGCCAUGGAUAAAACUGAUCAUAACGAAGAAGAUCCUAUCUUUAUUGCAGCUAACCGCGAGCUAAUACUGACCUAUAAUGAUUUUGCGGUCCAAUGUUUUCAUAAAGGUUUUUAUAAUGAAGCAAUAAUAUUGCUCAAUAAGGCUAUAAAAGUAGAAAAGAAUGAGAAAGGAUUCUAUAUUAAUCGUGGAGAUUGUUUUUACCGGACGGGCGAGCUUCAUUUUGCUUUAGCUGAUUUUAAUCAAGCCAUGGAAUUAGACGAGAAUGACUGGUCUGUACGGACAAGGAUAUCAGUUAUUCACAACGAAUUUGCAAUUUUAGAAUAUUAUGAUCGCCAGUACGAAGCGGCUGUGAAUCGCUUGACUGUAGCUAUCAACAAUAAUCCUAAAAUUGCUCAAUACUACAUAUCACGAUCGAGAGCUCGUUAUUUAGUCGAUGACUUUAAUGGAGCAAGAUUGGAUGUUCUUAUUGCUCUACACUUAGAGCCUAACAGCCAAAAUGUUAUCACAAUUAUGUCUCGGCUAUUUCCUGGACAAAGUGUUAAUGAGAUAUUGCAAUCGCUUGAAGGUAGGAAAGCGUUAGAACAACUCAAAUUAAAUAUCAUGAAAGCAGCUACGCCAAGGCAAAGAUUGGAAUUGCCAGAGAUUGUCCCUAAUAAGAUUAACAAGGAAGAAAAGGAAGAUGAUAAGUUAAAGACUAGAGAUACUAUUGACCAAAUUCAAAAGCUUCAAAUUGAAGAUGAAGUAUCUGCCAAAGAUGAUAAUCACCUGGAUCUGACUCCCAGAGCUCGAGUUGGUUGUUUCCCUAAUUUACAAUAUUGCCUGGAAGAGAAGCACUUUCAUGCCGAUAUCAUAAAAUCAAAAAAGAAGAUUGAUAAUAAAGUGGAAAAGCUCUUAACCAGCCGUCCUAGCUUGCGUUCAAUCGAACCUAAAAUAAAACCAGUUCAUCAUGAGAUUGAUGUGCCGAAUACUGGUCCUAUUAUGCCUCGAAUUUGGGAAUAUGGUACGGCCAACGCAGUCGAAGCUAAAAAUCAGCCUAAAUCUUACAUGAGCAAAAGUAUCGAACAUUAUUCCUAA
Messenger RNA from Trichoplax adhaerens, 2343 nucleotides. RefSeq lists its product as uncharacterized. The transcript is spliced from 10 exons. The record is from RefSeq and is a predicted model, not a curated record. NCBI's taxonomy places the organism in Eukaryota, Metazoa, Placozoa, Uniplacotomia, Trichoplacea, Trichoplacidae. The coding region runs from base 1 to 2343 and encodes 780 amino acids. Gene Ontology annotation, molecular function: protein binding.